GAUCAGUCAUCGUCGGAAAAGCAAACUGUUUAUAUUCGUUCAAAGUAGUGAACCAUUUCGAACGUAACAACCGUCCAGUAAUCAUGGGGACUCUUUUAGGACACAUGCUCCCAGGCUCCUUUUUCAUAUUAUUCGCGAUUUGGUGGCUAAUUUCCAUUUCCCGAAGAUAUUACCGUUCUCAGUUGUCACGUCAUGGAGAAGACUACAGGAGUAGUACGAUGUAUACCAGUGCAUGUCUACCGAGAGUCCCCAUGGAAGGCAUCUUAAAGAUAGUUGCUACUUCGAUAGGAAUAAUAGGUGAAACGGCGACUGGAUUUGAAAAUGGUCACUGGACACAUUGGGGCAACGCCCAGCACAUUUCAAUGUUCCUUUUCUUCGGUUUUACCGGUGUCGUUGAUGUCCUCUACUUCUACAAAGUCGAUAUUCCACCUAAUCUCGACUACGCUGCAGCUUUCCUGGCGUUUGGAGUCGAAGGAUUCCUAUUCGGAAACCAUCUUCAUGGCAGGUCACACAUGGACGUUAUGGUCCACUUGUAUUUGUUUUACGUCAUCAUAGCCUGCGUGAUAUGCGUCGCAUUAGAGGCUCGUUAUAGAGAAAGUGUCACGAUUGCUUUGGCCAGAACAUAUUUCACUUUUCUCCAAGGAACGUGGUUCUACCAGAUCGGAUUCAUCUUGUAUCCUCCAGGUAAAAUGGCUCAUUGGGAUCAAGAGGACCACGAUCAAAUGAUGAUAAUCACCAUGAUCUUCAGCUGGCACUGUGCGAUUGUGGUUGUGAUUAUGUUCUUCGUCGUGCUCCUUGUUGGCAAAAUGGUCAAGCGCGGUACCACCGCAAACGACUUCGUCCGCAGUGACAUUCAAUAUAAAAAGGUUGGCGCGAAUGGCUUGAAUAGUACUGAAAGCUCUCGGCCGAUUAUUUCGAAUAGUUCCAGUAUGCGACAGGCCUUUGACGAGACUAGUGAGGAUGAAGUUUAAUGAUUAAUUAAUCAAUAUAUGUCAAUCCUAAACGAGCUAUUUUUACACUGUCCAACUCUUUCAAUGCUUACAACGGU
Molecule: messenger RNA, 1048 nt
Organism: Daphnia carinata
Lineage: Eukaryota; Metazoa; Arthropoda; Branchiopoda; Diplostraca; Daphniidae
Product: transmembrane protein 45B-like
Exons: 6
Coding region: 84-971 (295 amino acids)
Source: RefSeq, a predicted model, not a curated record